AUGACGUCCAACUGCUCACCAGCCUCCAUCAAGAGUGGCCCCCGGCCCCCCUCUGUCUGCUCCAGUAGCAUAAGCUGCCGGCCUGAACUGUGUCUGGGUUAUGCCUGCCAACCCACAACAUGCGUGUCUUCCAUCUGCAUGCCCACCACCUACCGGCCAGCUAGCUAUCUCCCCAAGACCUACCUACCCAGCUCCUGUUGGCCUAGCAGCUGCCGGCCAGCCAGUGGCAUCUCCAGCUCUGUGAGUACCUGCAGCUGGUACUGUGAAGGGUCCUUCAAUGGCAACGAGAAGGAGACCAUGCAGGUCCUGAAUGAUCGCCUGGCCAGCUACCUGGAGAAGGUACAUCAGCUGGAGCAGGAGAAUGCCAGCCUGGAGAGCAAGAUCCAAGAGGCCUGCCAGUCUCAAGUGUCCACCAUGUGUCCUGAUUAUCAGGCUUAUUUUGGGACCAUUGAGGAGCUGCAGCAGAAGGUUCUGUGCACCAAGGCAGAGAACACCAGGUUGGUUGUGCACAUUGAUAAUGCCAAGCUGGCUGCUGAUGACUUCAGGACCAAGUAUGAGACCGAGCUGGCCAUGCGGCAGCUGGUGGAGGCUGACUCCAACGGCCUGCGCAGGAUCCUAGAUGAGCUGACCCUGUGCAAGGCCAACCUGGAGAUGCAGGUGGAGUCCCUGAAGGAGGAGCUGCUGUGCUUCAAGAAGAACCAUGAAGAGGAGGUCAGUGCCCUCCGAUGCCAGCUUGGGGACCGCCUUAACAUUGAGGUGGACGUUGCACCUCCUGUGGACCUGAACAGGAUCCUGGAAGAGAUGCGGUGUCAGUAUGAGACCCUGGUGGAGACCAACCACAGGGAUGUGGAGGAAUGGUUCAACACGCAGAUGGAGGAGCUGAACCAGCAGGUGGCCAUGAGCUCUGAGCAGCUUCAGAGCUACCAGUCAGACAUCAUUGAAAUGAGAGAAACGGUCAACACACUGGAGAUUGAACUGCAGGCCCAGCACAGCCUGAGGGACUCCCUGGAGUCCACCCUGGCGGAGACGGAGGCCCGCUGUGGCUCCCAGCUGGCCCAGAUGCAGUGCGUGAUCAGCAACGUGGAGGCCCAACUGGCUGACAUUCGCUGUGACCUGGAGCGGCAGAACCACGAGUACCAGGUGCUGCUGGACGUCAAGGCCCGGCUGGAGGGCGAGAUCGCCACGUACCAGGGCCUGCUGGACAGCGAGGACUGCAAGUUGCCCUGUCCCCGACGCUCCACUCCCUCCUGUCACCCUUGUGCGCCCUCUCCCAGCAUGCCCCGCACCAUCUGCGUGCCCCGCACCAUCUGUGUGCCCUGUGUGCUCGCCCCCACGGGCUGCUACUGAUGUUCCUCAGCAUGGGUGGGUCCUGGAGGCUGGAGUGAAUGCCUGCUGCCUCCUCAGGCCAGGCCUGACCAUGGUCCAGUGGCCACCACGAGAGCAGGGCCAGCCCAGCCGGCAGGGAAGACCCAGAGCAGCACCAGCAGGUGGGCAGUCAGCAAUGUGCUCUGAUACCGCAGGGGCGCCCUUGCCCCCAUCUCCUAGAAACCGUCUC
Messenger RNA from Manis javanica (Malayan pangolin), 1555 nucleotides. RefSeq names its product keratin 32 (gene KRT32). Gene Ontology annotation, molecular function: structural molecule activity. The record is from RefSeq and is a predicted model, not a curated record. Gene Ontology annotation, cellular component: cytoskeleton. Gene Ontology annotation, biological process: epithelial cell differentiation; intermediate filament organization. Lineage: Eukaryota; Metazoa; Chordata; Mammalia; Pholidota; Manidae.